UCCUCUCCUUUUUAUUCUCUCUCCAGCCCCCGGAAACCUUGAAGUCCUAUAGCUCCUGCAGCAAAGUAAAGCUGUGUCUUGGGUACCAGACAGGGUACUUUUGGCUUCCAGCUGCCUCCUGUCUCCCUGGCCUGCCCAAGAUCCUGCUAAGAUAACAGCUACACACCCAUCCAAGCUGUGAGGGCAGGGCUGCAGAGCUGCAGUGCCCCAUCCCUAUCUGGGCACAAUGCCAGUUCACUACGUGACGUACAAAGGCAUUAAAUUCCCCCCUGCCUACAACUCUGAGCACAGCUUGAGUUUUGCCCACAACGAGUUCUUGGUGCGGGAUGAUGAUGUCUUCAAUGUGACCUACCCCAAGUCUGGCACUGUGUGGAUGACCGAGAUCUUGAGCCUCAUUCGCAGCCGUGGCCACCCCAGCUGGAGCCAAACCAUCCUCAAUUCGGACCGUAUGCCUUGGUUCUCCACCCGUCUGGGCCUGGAGGCAGCCCUCAGCUACCCCUCACCUCGUCUGCUGACUUGCCACCUCCCUAGGCACAUCUUCCCCAAGUCUUUCUCCCAUUCCACUGCCAAGGUUAUUUACACCCUACGGGAUCCUCGAGAUGUCGUUGUCUCCUACUACUACUUCUCCAAGAUGUGCAGCAGCUAUGAGGACCCCACGUCCUUUGACCAGUUCCUGAGGGACUUUCUCAGUGGAGAGUUGCCCCAUGGAUCCUGGUUUGAACAUGUCCAAGGCUGGAUGGAGAUGAAGGACCAGGAAAACUUCUUCUUCAUCACCUACGAAGAGCUGAAACAGGACCUGCAAGGCAGUGUGAGACGCAUCUGCCAGUUCUUGGGACAGGAUUUAGAUGAUGCUGCUGUCUCCUCGGUAGUUCGAAAUGCCUCCUUCUCAGCCAUGAGGGAGAACCCCAUGUGCAGCUCUGUCCUGCUCCCUGCGGACAUCAUGGACCAGACUAAGGGACAGUUCCUGAGGAAGGGCGUCUGCGGGGACUGGAAGAACCAUUUCACAGUGGCACAGAGUGAGACCUUCGACAGGAUCUAUCAGGACAGGAUGCAGGGCCUGAACAUGGCCUUUCCCUGGGACAGACAUUAGGAUCCAGACCUAACGGAAGCCAGCUGAGCACUGGAUAAAAACUAGCUAUUGGCACCAGGGCUACCUGUCUCUUUUCUGCCACUGCCUUGGACCCAGGGAUACAAACAUCUCUAAACCUCGGCGUGCAAGCAGUUAAUUCACACCCCUUCUGCUUGGGGAUUGAACCUCCUGAGUUGUACAUCUCUUGUCUGUUCCAUCCCUCAACCUUUUUUGGCCUUGAGAUAAGCUCUGGGCACCCACCAGGGUAGGACACAUGUGUGCACACCCCUGAGAGCACACAGGUGAAACAUGUCCUAUCCACGGAGCACAGAUCAGGUCAGCUUGUUCAGUAGCUGCAGCCAGCUGAGACAUUUCCCUGGGACUUCUCACUGAAUGCACUGUGGUCUCUUACUUCAAGGUUCAGUUACUCAGACUCCUUUUCCAGCAGAAGAGCCCAAGGAAAAUAGAACAAAUAGAGCUGUUUUAGCAAAAAAAGUUCAGUUCAUGGUUACCCUUUCUCCCCCUAACUCACUCCUAAAUGCAGGGCCCUCACUAACAGGUAGGAACUAAUAUAUGCUCAGGGCAAGUGCUAGGUGCUUUUAUAGCCUCCAGAGGGAGAAUGCAAAGCGAGUACGCUUCACGUGUCUUAGCAUGCAUCUCCUCAGACACACAGAGAGCAUCCUUCACGUUUUUAUACCCUUACAUCUCACCUCAGAUCAACCAGCUGCAGUUAUAAAUCCUACCUUUCAGCGGGGCACAAAUAUCAGGUCCCAAAUGAGAUAACUCUUUUUACACUUGAUUCAGUUCUCACCUGUUCCCUCUGUCUUAAAAACAUGCACACUAAUCCUGCCCAACCCUCUCUGCUAGACUGACCCACUUAUUUUCUCCAGGGAAAACCAGAGCACAGCUUUGCUCACACCAGAGCCUGCCCCAGAUGAGCUAAGCAGAGUAGUAGCAAACUCCUUUUGCCUCUCAAAGUUCUGGCACUAUUCUGGCCAGCUCUGACUCCCUCUGCACACACUUCCCUGUCACUCCCCGGUACACCCAACACAUCUGAUCUUCUUCCUAUAGAAAAUAACUCUGGCAGGCGUGAAAAAGAUCCCUUUAUUUCAAAUAUUUUGAUCUGAAAAACACAGCACAUCUAUCCUUACACCUAAAAAAGACAAUGAGCAUCUCCAGGUGAAGCACUAUGAAAAACAUCCAAUGCAGUAGGUCUGAUGACAAAAGGACAAAUGGCAGAGUUCUCACUGUAAGAAUGUCAAUGAUACUGAAGCUUUUUCCUGGCAUGUCUGAGAAAGUGGUGAUAUUACUGAAAGAUAGCAUGAGCACUGAUGAUCAAGAUGAUCAAGUCAAACUGCCAAGGCACUUCAUGGUAAAUUAAAUGUUAAAGCAUACUAUUAACAGCAUUAUCCAAACACCUCUUGCCAUGGUUUUGGCUGACAUAGAGAUAAUUUAUUUACAUAGAGACUUGUAUGAUACUGGGUUUGGGAUUUUUGAUGAAGAUAGUGGUGAUAACACACCAGUGUUUUAGUUGUCACAGAGCAGUGCUUGCACAGAGUCAAGGACAUUUCAGCUUCUCAUGUUGUCCUGAAAGUAAGGAGGCUGGGGGUGCACAAGGAGCUGGGAGAGGACAGAACCAGGAUAGCUGACCCCAAGUGGCCAAAGGGGUAUCCCAUACCAUGUUCAGCAGUAAAAGCUAGCGUAAAGAAGGAGGAGAAGGCGACACUUGGAGUGACGGUGUUUGUCUUCCCAAGUAAGUUACACACGAUGAGCCCUGCUUUAUGUGAUGUGUCUGAACAUCUGCCCGCUGAUGGGUAGGAGUAAACUAAUUCCUUCUUUUGCUUUGCUUGCAUGCAAAGCUUUUGCUUCAUCUAGUCAACUGUCUUUUUCUCAACCUGUGAGUUCUUGCACUUUUACCUGUCCUUGUAAAUGACUCUCCUGGUAGAGAGCGAGCAAGCAGUUUUUUGGUGCUGAGCUGCCUGCUGGAUUAAAACACAUCACUUUUGAACACUGACAGUCAUGAGGCAUCAACCACCCCUCUAGAAAGCUUAUUCCAGUACUGACCACCCUCACAGCAAAGAAAUUUUUCCUAAUAUCUAGUCUGAACCUCCCCUGCUGCAGCUUUGUGCCAUUCCCAUGAAUCCUAUCAUCAGCUUCUAGGGAGAAGAGGCUGACACUUCACUCCGUGCAUCCCUUCCUCAGGAAGCUGCAGAGAGCAAUGAGGUUGUCUCUUGGCCUUCUUGUCUCCAAACUAGACAACCCAAGUGUCCACAGCCUCUCCUGUGGGAGAAUCACCUCUUUUUGCCAGCUGGCUAUGCUGUGUUUAACGCAUCUCAUUUUUUUUUUUUUUUUUUUUUUUUUGACAAGUGGUUGGCCUUGUCAUAGAAGGAGACUGAUCUACUAAAGCAGGAUUUUCCCUUUAUGACUCAUGUUGACUCUGCCUGAUAACAGCUUUGUUCCUUAAUGUCAUUCAAUAACUCCCAGGACAGUCUUCUGCACAACUUUUCCAGGAUGGAUGUCAAACUAACACGUCUGUAGUUUCCUGGGUCUUCUCUCAUGCCCUUUUUAUGUCUCAGUGUAACAUUGCCUAGUUUCCAGUCAGCAGGGACCUCUACGCACUCCCAAGAUCUUUGUUAAGUUGUAGAGAGGGGUACAGCUGCUUCCUUCACCUGAAGAGCACCACAGAGGAAUUCCAGCCUCUCCAGCCAGUAAGGAAGCUUCAUCAGGGGUCUAACAAAAUGUCUCUAUACUAACUAAACUAGAAUAAACCAGAGGAGUUAGAGAUGUAGGGCUAGGCUGGGGGUGCAGCAGGAACUGGGAGAGGACAGAACCAGGACAGCUGACCCAAACUGGCCAAAGGGGUAUUCCAUACCAUAUGGCAUCAUGCUGAACAAUUAAUAUGGGGGGCUGGCCAGGGUUGUGGGGGCUGCUCUGGGACAGGCUGAUAGGAGUGAUAGGGAUACAAUGUUCAGGGAAAAAUCAUCCAGAAGAACAAAAUCACACCAAAUUACUAAGGAGAGAAUAUGACAGAAUGGCUUAUUGGGUCAUAAUUAAAAAGCCAACAGUACAAAAUGAAAUACAUAGAUCAAAGGUUAUAGCAGGUAAUAAGAAUACAUUGCGUAAUCACAUCUGCAACAAGGGAAAGAGUAAGGAAAGUUUACCAGCAAUGCAGAGAAGAAGAGAAGCUAGUGAAAGUUUAUACAAACCAUGCUGAAGUGUUUAAUUUUUUCGCACUUUCUUCCAUUCUUACUAAAAUAUUUACUAUUUUGACAGGGCUAAAAUAAUUACAAGUAACAAUAAAGGUGGAAGUCAAGUUGAAAUACUGAGUGUACACCUAGGAAAGACAGAUAUUUUAAUCUUAAUUUGAAAUCCCAAUCCUUUCAAAAAUAACCCUUUAAUAUUUUUGUGAAAUGGCAAUGAUUGUCAUCAACAAUGCUUGUGAGAUGGGGGAGAUUCCAGGUAACUGGCAGCUUUGACCUGGUGUGUAUGCUUAGGAAUGAAUGAAUGAAUAAAUGGAUGAAUGAGAGAAAAAAUAUGAUCAUGAUAGGAAAGAAGAAAGGGUGGAAAGAAGGAAGGGAGGCUGGGAAGAAAGGAAGGAAGCAACCCCAGUGUAUUUUAGAAGAUUUAGUCUAAGUUCAGUUCCUGGAAAAAUACAGAGCAGAGAGCCAAUACUUCUAUUUGUAGUCACCUAGUAGAUAACAUUCUAGGAGUUAUCAGUGAACACAGGUUUGUUGAGUUUAGCUAUCAAGUGAGCAAUCAACUGUACAAAUACAAAUCGGGAAUUACUGGCCAACACAGACAGACAGAACCUAAGGAUCAGUAUCAAAGCGCAACAGGCUGCAAAUCAGUAACAUAUGGGUGUUGUGAAAAAACAAAAACAAACAAGCAAACAAACAAAAAAACACACACACAAAAAAACACACAAACCUCAUCUGAGACUUCUAUAACAAGGGUUCUCAUUUACGAGUAAUGUGUGUGACACGCUUAUCUUCCCAUGGGCUCUGGGGUCUCUGCCACACAUCAGUGCCUGGGUGUAGGCAUCAGUCUUUGAUAAAGGUGUUGGCCAGAUGCUGGCCUGCUUGAGAUAGACCAUGAGUGAGGCAGCAACUGCUAUCAGAACAUAGAAAACAGAGCAAAGAUGGGGAGGGUAAAAAGUCUGCUUGAUGGACAAACCCUGAAACUAAGCAGAUGGAUGUGAACAGUCUUCAGACAAUAGGAUAUGAAACUCAGCUGCUGAGUUAGAUGAAAUGCUCUCUUUCACCACACACAGCUUUGAUAUUAAAUGUAAUAAUAAAAUCUGAAUAAAAUUUGUACUGAUGCA
This is a messenger RNA of Anas platyrhynchos (mallard), 5390 nucleotides long. Lineage: Eukaryota; Metazoa; Chordata; Aves; Anseriformes; Anatidae. The record is from RefSeq and is a predicted model, not a curated record.